Messenger RNA from Clonostachys rhizophaga, 1023 nucleotides. Lineage: Eukaryota; Fungi; Ascomycota; Sordariomycetes; Hypocreales; Bionectriaceae. The record is from the annotation of a GenBank genome assembly.
AUGAAGUACGUCUUCCACCGGGUUGGAAGCCUGAAUCUGACCAAGAGAUGGAACGACGAGUGUAUUCCGGUAAUCCGCGAUUGGCAGAAUGAAGACGUGCAGGAGAUCCAGUUUUCCACUGGAUUCAAGUCGUAUCAGGUCGCCGUUCGCCUUGCAUGCUGGCAAGAUGGAGACUCGCGAGGUCGAUUUUAUACUCCGGCGUCGGGAACACCGGUGUGGGUAGACUUGCCACCGUAUGCCGUCUCUGAUCCAGAGGCCUUCUGGGCACACAUGGACUCGCAGUUGCCUAAUGAUGCAAUCGAAUGGGCCUCGUCUUGUAGUUUGCCGGAAGUGUCGGAGCGAAGGAUGGUUUACGGCGAACUGCUUCGUCUUAUUCCUGUCAAUUCCGACGCGCAGGAGAUGAUUAGCCAAUUGAUCCAACUCGAGUACUGCAGAUGGCUGAAGACAGGGUCGGCAAACAUUGUCGGAGGCAACAAGCUUGGGAUCGCGCCGGUUCCAGACGAUGCUUGUACGAUGCCCGGGAAGGUCCCCUUGCCUCGGCUGAUAACGGCCCAAAUCGACAUCAUGUUGUCGAGAAAGCUUGAGCAACUUCUGAAUGACCUUUUUCGAUCUAGCGAGGAGUUCGAGCUUCUGUCGCCAACCUGCGGUGCUUUCCAACUUCACACAGCGUACGUCGUCGUGGAUGCUCUCGUGCGAGGAACGGUAUGGAUUCUCAAGGAUAUGAAGCGUCGGAGAGGGGAAAAUUCGGGCGCCGUGGAGCUUGUCAAGGGCAUUAACGAAGAAGCAUCGGAGAUUCAACGAAGCCUGAAUAGUAUCAUCUUUCGGCUAAAUCAGAAGCUAACAUGCUCUCAGUUUGAGGACCUGAUGGAGCUGCUGACGGAGAAGGAGAGAAUAUACCAUAGUCAGAUUCUGGAAGGGAGUGCCGUAAGUUUUAAAGAUGAAUGGGAGAAUCCUCGAUUCUGGUUGCCACCGAUCAAGACGAUGUGUGAGGGGAUUGCCCCUCACCAAGUCUUCUCUUUAUAG